Empidonax traillii (willow flycatcher) is the source of this 1790-nucleotide messenger RNA. RefSeq names its product Mtr4 exosome RNA helicase (gene MTREX). The record is from RefSeq and is a predicted model, not a curated record. The coding region runs from base 22 to 1593 and encodes 523 amino acids. Gene Ontology annotation, biological process: maturation of 5.8S rRNA; RNA catabolic process. The transcript has 13 exons. Lineage: Eukaryota; Metazoa; Chordata; Aves; Passeriformes; Tyrannidae. Gene Ontology annotation, cellular component: nucleus. Gene Ontology annotation, molecular function: RNA helicase activity.
UCCUCUGGUGAAUACAUUCAAAUGUCAGGUCGUGCAGGUCGCCGAGGUAUGGAUGACAGAGGAAUAGUAAUUCUUAUGGUGGAUGAAAAAAUGAGUCCAACAAUUGGCAAGCAGCUUUUGAAGGGUUCAGCUGAUCCCUUAAACAGUGCAUUCCACCUGACAUACAACAUGGUAUUGAACUUGCUUCGAGUAGAGGAAAUUAACCCUGAAUACAUGUUAGAAAAAUCCUUCUAUCAAUUCCAACAUUACAGAACUAUUCCAGAAAUAGUAGAAAGGGUCAAUAAUUUGGAAGCACAGUACAACAAAAUUGUAAUUCCCAAUGAAGAAAAUGUGGUGAUAUACUACAGAAUCCGACAGCAGCUUGCAAAACUGGGUAAAGAUAUUGAAGAGUAUAUUCAUAAACCAAAGUACUGCUUGCCCUUUCUACAGCCAGGAAGACUGGUAAAGGUGAAGAAUGAAGGUGAUGACUAUGGAUGGGGAGUGGUUGUUAACUUCUCUAAGAAGUCAAAUGUGAAGCCAAAUUCUGGUGAAUUGGACCCGUUGUAUGUAGUUGAAGUGCUCCUACACUGCAGCAAAGACAGUUUGAAAAAUUCUGCUACUGAGGCUGCAAAGCCAGCCAGACCUGAUGAGAAAGGAGAGAUGCAGGUUGUUCCUGUUCUGGUGCAUCUUAUCUCAGCUAUCAGCAGUGUCCGACUCUACAUUCCGAAAGACCUGAGGCCUAUCGAUAACAGGCAAAGCGUGUUAAAGUCUAUACAGGAAGUACAGAAGCGAUUUCCCGAUGGAGUACCAUUACUAGACCCUAUUGAUGAUAUGGGCAUCAAAGACCAAGGGUUGAAAAAAGUAAUCCAAAAAGUAGAGGCGUUUGAGCAUAGGAUGUAUUCACAUCCUCUUCACAAUGAUCCCAACUUGGAAACCGUAUACAAACUUUGCGAAAAAAAAGCACAGAUUGCAAUGGAUAUUAAAGUGGCAAAGCGAGAACUGAAGAAAGCCAGAACUGUCCUACAAAUGGAUGAACUCAAAUGCCGCAAGCGUGUUUUGAGAAGACUGGGGUUUGCCACGUCUUCAGACGUUAUUGAGAUGAAAGGACGGGUUGCUUGUGAAAUCAGCAGUGCUGAUGAACUACUCCUGACAGAAAUGAUGUUCAAUGGUCUCUUCAAUGACUUGUCUGCAGAACAGGCAACUGCACUACUCAGCUGUUUCGUAUUUCAAGAGAAUUCCAGUGAAAUGCCCAAGUUGACAGAGCAGUUGGCAGGACCACUUCGGCAAAUGCAGGAGUGUGCAAAAAGGAUCGCCAAGGUGUCAGCAGAAGCAAAACUGGAAAUCGAUGAAGAAAAUUACUUAAAUUCUUUCAGACCCAACCUAAUGGAUGUUGUGCACACAUGGGCAAAUGGAGCUAACUUUGCUCACAUCUGCAAAAUGACUGAUGUCUUUGAAGGUAGCAUAAUUCGUUGUAUGAGGCGGCUGGAAGAACUGCUUCGGCAGAUGUGCCAGGCUGCAAAAGCCAUUGGGAACACAGAACUGGAAAACAAGUUUGCAGAGGGGAUUACGAAAAUCAAAAGAGAUAUUGUGUUUGCUGCAAGCCUUUACCUGUAAAAGAUGUCUUCCAGAAACAGUACUAUAUUCACAUAUAGGAUGGAACAAGUUCAUCAGCAUCACAUGUGACUUCCGUGUCAAGUAAUUUCUUUUAAUGGUGUGUACUUAGACCACAGUUGUUUCAACAAGGCAUAUACAAACAGCAGUGUAUGUAAUAUAACUUGUUACUGUUUUUCAAUAAAAAUUUACAAUUGGAA